AUGAUUGAAACAGAAGUAGAUAUUGCCAAGAAACAGGUAGUUAAACAAGAAUCAACAACACCUUUGGAAGUAAAGGUUUGUGAAGAAGACAAGAAUUCAAAGAUAGUUAAAACAUGCGAUGUGUGUACCGAAGAAAUUGAAACAGUAUAUAAUUUAGAAUGUGAACAUAAAUAUUGUCAAACAUGCUUACAGAGGUUAUUUACGGACCCAACAUACGUUUUUCCUAUUAGAUGUUGUAACAAAGAGAUUAGUUUAGAUUUUGUUAUUAACAUACUUACACCUGAAGAAACGCAACCGAUAAUUCAAAGAGCUGGAGAAGCUUCACAUAGAUUAUUCUGUCCAACUCCAGGAUGUGAACGGCCUAUUCAUGUUACAGCAAAAUCCGAAAUAUCGGCAUGCCCAGAUUGUAGGAAAGAUAUUUGCGUUAAAUGUAGAUCUCAUGCGCAUCCUAAUAAAAAGUGUUGGAAAGGGAAAAAUGAAAAACGAUUUAAGAAGAUCACGGAAAAACGCGGAUGGCGUCAAUGUACAGUUUGUGGGGUUUUUAUUGAACGGAGAGGAGGGUGUAAAAAUAUUCAUUGCCCUUGUGGCAACACUUUUUGUUAUCAUUGUGGCAAACAAAUUUGUAAAUGUAUAAUUGGUAGAAGUUGGGCAAGAAAGAUAAAACAAACAUUCUGGAAAGUCGUAGGAUUUUAG
Messenger RNA from Cetraspora pellucida, 693 nucleotides. NCBI's taxonomy places the organism in Eukaryota, Fungi, Glomeromycota, Glomeromycetes, Diversisporales, Gigasporaceae. The record is from the annotation of a GenBank genome assembly.